This is a messenger RNA of Ambispora gerdemannii, 1534 nucleotides long. The record is from the annotation of a GenBank genome assembly. NCBI's taxonomy places the organism in Eukaryota, Fungi, Glomeromycota, Glomeromycetes, Archaeosporales, Ambisporaceae.
UGCCUAUGCGCCUCCUUCUGAACAAUAUCAUGAAGAUGUCACCAAACUAUACAAGGAUAUACUCGAUGCUUGCAAGCAUUCACAUAACAAGAUCGAGUUCAAAGCAAUCUUCAAUGAAUAUCCGAUUAAAGAUAGAAAAUUGGCUGGAGAAAAACAACCAGGACGACCUACAGAGAAAACUAUCACUGACAAGAUUUGGAAGUCUCUUCAAGAACUUGCACGCUCUAAAGAGAACGUUUUACCAGCUAAAAGAAAAAUCAGUAAAGAACUGGAAAUAGAGUAUGAAAAUGUAUCGGAUUUUUGCCGUCGAUUUCAAGAUAAUAAAAUACCACAGACGUUAAAUGCCGAACACAUUAAAAAUAUUAAAAAUAUUUUUUCAAGCAAGAAGUACGAAAGAAUAACCUUGAUGCUUGAGGAAAAACUCGCUGUGCUUGGGCGAGUUAUGCUGAGAGAAAAAAAAAGAGACCAUUUUGAGACUGGGAUGGUACGUGAACUGAAAAACAAAAUAAACGAAACAAUAACGAAUACAUUCAGAUUCAGACGGAACGAUGAAGAUUUGCCUUUUUCCAUAUGGGACGCUCAUUUCUUUGCUCUGGGAAAGUUUCACGAAGAAAUGGAGAAAGCCCAAAAGAAAUGGGAUGAGAAAAACAACCCAAUUGUUAUACUUGAACAAAGGCAGCAUGAAUACAAAACAUUGAUUAAUCAUCGACUUUUAUAUGUACUUAAUUUGAGUUGGACAAUAAACAAUCAACAAGUACGACUCAAGUACUUUGAGAAAUUGGCCGAGGAAGUUCAAAAUGGAGAAACUGCUAAUGCAAUAUCACCAAAUAGACGACACGUCAUUACCAGUGUUCGUAAAUAUCAAAAUAUCGAGGAAAUUAAAAACUUUGUUAAACAUUAUUUGGCUCAAGUUGGAGGGGUUGAAUAUGAAAUGAGACAAGGUACAAGUGAAAUGACUGAAUCGGACUUAGAUAUGUUACGUGACACCAUGAUGAGGAGUUUAGAAGCUCAAAGGAAUACUGUUAAAUUUAUCCCUGUGCUAUUUCAAAAGCUAUCUGAAGAUGAGGAUGUAAUGAAAAGACUCGGGUGCACGACACACUGUUAUUGGUGUGGAGCUCUAUGCUGGGGAGGACGUGAACAUAAUGAGAAUAUGGACGACACAAGAAGACAUCAUACAUGUCACCAGCCGGGUGGUCUAGGACGAACGCAAGAUAAAAACACAAAGUAUCUGUCCGCAAAGACAUGUCAUAAAAUCCUUGAUGAAACUAUAGUCCAUUUUGUAGAUCAUCCGAAUGGGAUGAAAUGGAGCGAGGCGAAGAGCAAACAUUUUGAUGAUUGGAUUUUUGCUACCCAUGCCGAAACUCAAUUCAAUAAUCUAAUGUGCUGGUUCUUUGAAAAGUUGCACAAGAAAUUAGCAAAAGUGUAUAGUGAUUGUGAGCCGGCAUUGCAAGAAAAUUUGCAGGAAAAUAAUUGCAUGAAUUUAGAUUAUCAAGAAAUUAUGUCCAAGAUCAAGUUAGAUCUCGGUCAAUUAUAA